Molecule: messenger RNA, 525 nt
Organism: Daldinia vernicosa
Lineage: Eukaryota; Fungi; Ascomycota; Sordariomycetes; Xylariales; Hypoxylaceae
Exons: 1
Coding region: 178-441 (87 amino acids)
Source: RefSeq, a predicted model, not a curated record
CCUGGGAUUCCGUCUCGGCGCUUUGUAUAUUACAUUACAUCUCUACGAAGUGUUGCAUUACGUGCAGUUCAGCAUGCCAUGAGCAAACAUCUAGAACGAUAAUUGCGACUCGGGUGGCAUGUAGGUAAACCGGACUACUGGAUCAGCACGUUGUUCAUCUUGUCUAACUAUCUGGGUAUGCAUUGCCCGAUCGCCUUGUAUGACUUGUAUGAGCGACUAUUUGCGAAUGGGUUAUUAUUAAUUAGCUGCGUGGGAGGAGUUACAGCAGGCAGGAUAUCAUAUAUCAUCUCCGCGUUGGUGCACUGCAUAUCAUUAACGGAUGCAAAGACCCAUGCUGCCAUGGAACACCUGCAUGGAAAGCUGGAAAGGAGGCGCUAUGUAUGGAUGGUGCAGAUGGUGUCAGCUUUUAUGCAAUACAACGUGGGGAGGGGGGCUGAAUAAAAGAGGUAUGGUACUCAUUACCGAAAACAAUACCUAGGACAUAAGCAGUAUGUAUUCCCUACCAUGUGGGAAUUGGAGUUGAUU